GCGGAAUCUGUGCGCUUUUCACCAUAGCGCUUAGCUAAUGGAGGCUGAUGCGCAAGGCACUCGCACAGAUGUGCCCCGCGGUGUUCUCCGUGUGUCGGUGCCGAGCAUUUUGUGGCGCAUCUGCGGCUACCUGCCGACGAGGAAGCGGCUGACGCUGAGGACACUUUGCGGGACACUGAAGCACGCCGUCUGUGCCCUGGUGUGCAUCAUUGCCAACUCGCUGCUUCCGCAAGGGUGAGCAGAGCUCAUGCAUCACGAGUGCAUGUGAGUAUUCUCAGCCUUGAACAUCUUUCUUUCUCUGCAGGCAGUCGUCGUCGAGUCAUCAGGAGAAGCCCGGUGCGCAGCAGGCGAUAGUCGUGCUGCCGGCCAAAGUGGCUGCUGUGAGAGAUGAGGUGUACGAGACCAACAUGGGCCGGCUGUUGCGGCACCGGGAGACCCUCAAGGAGAUCCGCAUCACACAGCUGCGGCCCGCGGACGGCGAGAAGGCCGAGCAGCAAGGAACUGACGCCGAUAUGACGCAGAUCGAGGGCGACCCGACUGUCUUCCCGUCCGUGACGUCCCUCGAGGUUGACAGCGUGGAGGCGCUGGUGAUGCUGCACCGCCACAAGUGCGUCUUCCCCGCCCUCCGCCGCAUCUCGGGCCGGCUCAUUCCCCUCGAGUCGUGCAACAUCGGGAUGGACAGCGCAGAUCACGCGCCUCUGGAAGCGAUCAACGUGGCCGCCCUUGACACCGCCCUGUCGCGCAUCCUUGGCUCGUCUCCCCGUGUCGAGCACCUGGACAUUUUCCCGAUUGCCCUGGUGCGGAAGGACAAGAACCACAGCCUCGUGGAGGGACCAGGGGCACGGCUGGUCAUGGAAGAGACGGUCACGGCCGUGCGGUCGCUCAGGCGGCUGUGCUUCCUCGGACAUUUGCUCCUAGACAGGGGAGCAUGUGCGGACAACCCGAACCAGCCGACGAACCUGCCGAUGGAGACCGCCCGCUCCCUGGUCCAGCACCUCUCGUCGCCGUCACCCGGCACGGGCAUACAGGGCCAUUCCCCCGCCGCUGCCAAGAAACAGCUGCACAUCUGCUGCCCGAUUGAGAUCCACCCAGGCCUGCCCCACUGGCUGCCUGACAGCUACGCCACACCCGCCUCCACAGCCAGAUUCACGCCCAUCCACCUGAUCCGCCUUGCCGAGGAGCGGGGGUGCGAGGUGAUACGGGACGGCGGCACCACGCACCUCCGAUCGGUGCUUUACGCUUCCGACGGCCGCGGCCCGCUCCUGGGCGUCCUUCAGCGGCCCAGCUGGCAGCAGUGGAGAGCAUCAAGCGCCACGCCAAGGGAGGGACCGAGGUGA
Vitrella brassicaformis is the source of this 1337-nucleotide messenger RNA. The record is from the annotation of a GenBank genome assembly. NCBI's taxonomy places the organism in Eukaryota, Vitrellaceae.